Messenger RNA from Fonsecaea erecta, 807 nucleotides. RefSeq lists its product as hypothetical. The transcript has 3 exons. Bases 1 to 807 code for a protein of 268 amino acids. The record is from RefSeq and is a predicted model, not a curated record. NCBI's taxonomy places the organism in Eukaryota, Fungi, Ascomycota, Eurotiomycetes, Chaetothyriales, Herpotrichiellaceae.
AUGUCCCCGUUCAUCAGCAUGCGGCGGUUUUCUCGAUCCGGGUCCGUCCACAACUCCUCGCAACCCUCCACUUCAGCCUCACACCAGCCGGCACCUCCCACCUCAUACACGCCGCCGCUCUCGCACGCACCCAUGAUGGCGAAUGGGACGACAGGGUCCUCCCUCCACGACUCGAGACCCGUGUCGGCAAAGACCAGCUCGAGCUUUGACUUCGCCAAUCGCCCCCCCACCAACUACCAGAUCACCGCCCUGCCGCACAGCGCCAUCGGCAAUCUCUCACGCACCGACCAGAUCGUGCUGCGACACUUCUGGGAUGUCAAGUACGACGAGAACAAGUCUCGGGACCUCCAUUUUCUCAAAUUCCCCUUCUUCCCACAAUAUCCGAAUCAUCAGGAUCUGAUUCCUUAUUGUGAAAUCUACCACCUGGUGAAGACUUCACCGGGCGCGAAGAUCAUCAGCCUUGGCAGCGCCAACGGCGUCUACAUUGGAUUCGAGCUGUUCUCCGGCUCCCAACUCCACAUCGACAUGGACGACAGUUGGCAGAACAUUUCGCACCACCGGGUCUCGUUCAAGAAGUACGACAAGAUGCUCAAGGACCCCACGUCGGACGCAACCUUCAAGUCCUGGCCGAAACCGUUGACCAUCGAGUUCCUCGAGGAGCAGUAUCAGCGCUGGAUGCUCGACCUGACCAGUCUCUGCUGGGAGACCGCCGAGGUUAGAGAGCUUGGUGGAGGCGGCGGUGGUGGGGGCCCUGGUGACGGGCUGGACGGGAGCGUUGACGGGGACUUGAAGGAUGAGAUGUUGUAG